Messenger RNA from Rhagoletis zephyria (snowberry fruit fly), 1341 nucleotides. The record is from RefSeq and is a predicted model, not a curated record. NCBI's taxonomy places the organism in Eukaryota, Metazoa, Arthropoda, Insecta, Diptera, Tephritidae.
AUGCGCGAAAUCGUCCACAUUCAGGCUGGUCAGUGCGGCAACCAGAUUGGCUCCAAGUUCUGGGAGGUCAUCUCCGACGAGCAUGGCAUCGACCCUACCGGCACCUAUCAUGGCGACAGCGAUCUCCAGCUGGAGCGCAUCAACGUCUACUACAAUGAGGCCUCCAACGGCAAGUACGUGCCUCGCGCCGUCCUCGUCGACUUGGAGCCUGGCACCAUGGACUCGGUCCGCUCGGGCCCCUUCGGUCAGCUCUACCGGCCUGACAACUACGUCUUCGGCCAGUCUGGUGCCGGCAACAACUGGGCCAAAGGCCACUACACUGAGGGCGCUGAACUGGUGGACGCUGUGCUCGAUGUCGUUCGCAAGGAAGCCGAGGGCUGCGAUUGCCUUCAGGGCUUUCAGAUGACUCACUCUCUGGGCGGUGGUACUGGCUCCGGCAUGGGCACCCUACUUAUCUCGAAGAUUCGCGAGGAGUACCCUGACCGCAUCAUGAACACAUUUUCUGUUGUUCCCUCUCCCAAGGUGUCUGACACCGUCGUUGAGCCCUACAACGCCACCCUCUCUGUCCACCAGCUGGUCGAGAACACCGACGAGACUUUUUGCAUUGAUAACGAAGCCCUCUACGACAUCUGCUUCCGCACUCUGAAGCUCACAACGCCCACCUAUGGCGAUCUUAACCACCUUGUCUCUGUGACCAUGUCUGGCGUGACUACCUGCCUCCGCUUCCCUGGCCAACUGAACGCCGAUCUGCGCAAACUGGCUGUCAACAUGGUGCCCUUCCCUCGCCUGCACUUCUUCAUGCCCGGCUUCGCUCCCCUGACCUCGCGUGGAUCUCAGCAGUACCGUGCCCUGACUGUGCCCGAGCUGACCCAGCAGAUGUUCGACUCGAAGAACAUGAUGGCCGCCUGCGACCCGCGUCACGGCCGCUACCUGACUGUUGCUGCCAUCUUCCGCGGCCGCAUGUCCAUGAAGGAGGUGGACGAGCAGAUGUUGAAUGUCCAGAACAAGAACAGCUCGUACUUCGUUGAGUGGAUCCCCAACAACGUCAAGACUGCCGUCUGUGACAUCCCACCCCGUGGCCUGAAGAUGUCUGCCACCUUUAUUGGCAACUCAACCGCCAUCCAGGAACUGUUCCGUCGCAUCUCUGAACAGUUCACCGCCAUGUUUCGACGAAAAGCUUUCUUGCACUGGUAUACUGGAGAGGGCAUGGACGAAAUGGAAUUUACUGAAGCCGAAUCGAACAUGAAUGAUCUGGUGUCGGAGUACCAGCAGUACCAAGAGGCCACCGCUGAAGACGAGGGAGAAUUCGAGGAGGAGGAGGAGCCCCCACAGGAGGCUUAA